Cylicocyclus nassatus is the source of this 1416-nucleotide messenger RNA. Lineage: Eukaryota; Metazoa; Nematoda; Chromadorea; Rhabditida; Strongylidae. The record is from the annotation of a GenBank genome assembly.
AUGGAUGACACGGGUGUGAACAGCACUGAAGUCUAUUGUGGUUUGGACCCACACGAGUACCUAGAGGUCAAAUUCUUUCUCAUCAGCGUUACUGGUAGCCUCAUUGGACUUUUUGGACUAUUCGGAAAUGCAUCUACUGCGCUUAUCCUUACGCGGCCGACGAUGCGAAAUCCGAACAAUCUCUUCUUGACAGCCUUAGCUGUUUUCGAUUCAUGUCUGCUGAUAACAGCAUUCUUUAUUUAUGCAAUGGAAUAUAUUAUUGAAUAUACUCAAGCUUUUGAUCUGUAUGUUGCGUGGCUCACAUAUUUACGGUUUGCUUUUGCUCUGUCACACAUCUCACAAACGGGAAGCGUUUACAUUACUGUAGCAGUCACAAUAGAGCGAUAUUUGGCCGUGUGUCAUCCUAAAAGGAGCAAACGAAUGUGUAGCUCAGGGGGAGCUGCGUGGACGAUUCUUGGCGUAACGACAUUUGCUGUACUUUUUAAUGCCACAAAAUUUUUUGAGCUGGAGGUUACUGUAAAUCCAGAAUGUCCAGAUGGGAAAGAUUGGCAAAGUUAUAUAUUACUUCCAUCGGCCAUGGCUGCAAAUUCACUCUAUCAGCAGGUUUAUUCGCUAUGGCUAACAAACCUAAUUAUGGUCUUUCUGCCAUUUCUUGCAUUGCUUGUGCUGAAUGCCGUCAUAGCUUACACCAUUCACAAAAGUCUGGAGAAAUUCGACUGCCAAAAACAAAAAUUACCGGACCGGAGCGAACUGAAGGAAAAGAGCAGAGAAGCUACCCUGGUGCUGGUAAUAAUCGUGUGCAUCUUUCUAAUUUGUAAUUUCUGGGGAUUUGUGCUCACCCUGUUGGAAAGAAUUGUCGAUCGUGAAACACUGGAAGUGACACAUAGGACAUUCUACACGUUUUCGCGGGAGGCUAUCAAUUUUCUUGCUAUAAUUAAUUCAUCAAUUAACUUCGUCAUCUACAUUGUUUUUGGGAAGGAGUUUAGGAAGGAGCUGGUGAUCGUUUACGGUUGCGGAAUGCGUGGUAUAACUUUGCGAUUACCAGUACACGACAAAUUCAAUAUUUGGAGAACAUGGCAAAAACGAGCCAAGGAAAUGCGCCAUUCCGUGAGUAUGACCGGUCGAAGCAUUCUUAGCACUCAUGGGGCUACGUCAGCAACUAUCUUGGAUCACUCCACAACGGAUCAUCAAGAACAGACUAAAUUUAUCCACUCAUACAACGAUAAGAAUGGUAACAUUGUUGGACGGCAGGAAAACUCAUUACCGAAAGUCGCACAAAAUGGCACAGAUAAAAGCAGCUGGUUGGAACCCAGAAAUGGCAAUGCUGGCAAAAGGACAACGCUAGCUUUAUUUCCAUCGAAGGAUGGUGAAGUAAAUGGCCAAAUUCUACUUUCUGAUGAGGGAACCUUAUGUUGA